AUGCAAACAACCAAAACCGCCAAGAAGAGUCCCGCCAUCAACGUGACCAAGGGCGAAGAUACGGUGGAACGUGCCCGCUUGUCGUUUCUUACGAAUAUUGAUGGCAAGUCGACCAUUGCCAAUGCCCUGACCAAGCUCAAGAGUUUGGGGUGGAUGACGGUCAGUGGGAAAGAAGUGACCAUUACCAAGCUCGGCAUGGAGAAUGCCGACCAAGACGCCCUCGCAGCAGCUGCUGCCGCAAUCCCCAAGACAAACGCGGAUCACUGGGAAAAGGUCAAGGAAAAGAACAAGUUGAAUCCAAAGCAGACUGAACUGGUUGAAUUGUUGCAGGACGGCAAGACUCAUGACAAGAAGCAGGUCAUCAUGGAGGUGUAUGAGAAAUCCAACUCGACCUCUGCCAAUGCGCUGACUUUUUUGAAGAAGUUGAAGAUUAUUGAGGUUGCCAAGGGCAAGAUACGCCUCCACGAUGAAAUGUUUCCUGUGGAACCUCGGCCUGAGGACUAA
This is a messenger RNA of Seminavis robusta, 504 nucleotides long. The record is from the annotation of a GenBank genome assembly. NCBI's taxonomy places the organism in Eukaryota, Bacillariophyta, Bacillariophyceae, Naviculales, Naviculaceae.